UCGUUCGCCCGAAAUAUUUGUGUUCGCCCGGAAUUUUAAAAGUUAUUGCGAGUUUCGCCCGAAUAAAAUUUCACUUCGAAUCAGGACUGACACUUCGAAUAAUUGACAUGUUCAUAGAGCUGAGCUCGCAAAAAAUUUCCCCAUCUCUGAUAAAAACAGAGAAUGAUAUCCGAACCAACUUUCCCUGUUAAAUAUAAAAACCCAAAUAAAUGUAUGUAGUGCUGCAAUUUCCUGUUAAAAUUGAGGACACCGAUUGUGAAAACACGCUUUAAAAUCCAUUUCCAAUCGAUUUACCUGCAAAAAAAAAACAAUUCAAUCUGUGAAAAUACAAAAUUUCCCUCUCUGUUUCUUAAUAUGUGAGUGUUCGUGUUUAGAAAAUGAACGAACCUAGUGAAGUGUAUUUUUGUUUUGACACCAUCAAGAAUUUAAUAAAGUGACAAAAAUUGUUUUGUGUAUUAUAUUUUUUUAAUUAAAUAAAGAUCCAAAAAAUAAACAAAUUAUGAUAAGCAUUGCCCUUCAAAUGUUGGUGGAGGAAGAAGAAAGGACUGAAGAAAGAGCUGUUCGAAGGUAUUUAAGGGAUAAUUCCAAUCCUUUGGAGUUACGUGAACCAUUUUUCCAGCAGCAUUAUAGAUUAAACAAACCGGCUUUUAAGCUUCUGCUGGACAUCAUAACAAAUGCAGUACCUCCAACGAAACAGAAAUUUGGUAUUCCCCCCAUUGUCAAGCUCGCCGCUUGUUUGCGAUUUUUUGCAGAGGGUGGAUAUCAGAAAGGAGUGGGUAAAGAUUACGAAAUUGGGAUAGCGCAAAGCACUUUCAGUCUGGUACUGUCAGAAGUUCUCGGAAUACUUGAAGAGACUCUUUGUCCUCAGUGGAUAUCUUGGCCAACGCCAGAUGAAGAAAUGGAAAUUGCUCAACAUUUUUAUGCAAAAUACAAUCUACCAGGUGUUAUUGGAUGUAUUGAUGGAACACAUGUGAACAUCAUUUCACCGGCGGUAAAUAAACAUCUAUUUUACAACAGAAUGGGAUCUUGCAGUUUAAAUGUUUUGCUUGUAUGUGAUAACGCGCUCAGAAUUCGUUUUAUUGAUGCUACGCACCCAGGAGCUUGUCACGAUUCUUUUAUUUGGAAUGUGAGUGACCUUAGAUCAAAAAUGGAAAGUGACUAUUUGAGGGACAUCAAAAAUGUUUGGCUGCUGGGAGAUGCUGGGUAUCCCUUAGAGCCGUGGCUUUUGACACCGUACAGAACACCUGAGAGUGGCACACCUCAAGCUAAAUUUAAUGAAGUUCAAUCACGUUGCCGAAAUAUAAUUGAAAGGACGAAAGUUGGAAAAUAG
Molecule: messenger RNA, 1330 nt
Organism: Eupeodes corollae
Lineage: Eukaryota; Metazoa; Arthropoda; Insecta; Diptera; Syrphidae
Product: putative nuclease HARBI1
Exons: 4
Coding region: 500-1330 (276 amino acids)
Source: RefSeq, a predicted model, not a curated record